GCCGCCAUGAGCCUCUCCACCCUCUCUCGCGCGGUUGUCUGGGUCCAGAUUUCGAGAGGGAUAAGGAGGUGCCUAAAGGGGAUGGGAGCAAAAAGUCUGACUCGAAGAUUGUUGGCCCUGCUGUUGACGUCCAUGGUGGCGCUGAUGAUGAUCUUGGCAAGGAUGGGAAAAUGAACUUCUCUUCUUUCUCCUCAUGUAUGUUCAGAUUUUAUGUAUCUGCCUGGGGCCUUGGUAUGUCCUUGAGCACGCAUCAGGUGUUCUGCGACCACUCAGGUCAAAGGAAGAAGUCGAACCUGAAGAAGUGCAGGGAAGAAUUUCAGCUACGUGUGGUCGGCUGGUUCAGGGGACGUGCAGGGCGGGCGCGGCCGCACGGGUGCCGGGGUAGGCUCCUGGGCACUGGCGAUCUCGCGGGCACGGCCCCGCGGGUGCCGGGGCAGGCUCCUGGGCACUGGCGAUCUCGCAGACGGAUGCCACGCUGCAAGGGCAGGCUCCUGGACGCCCGCUAUGUCGCUGACGGAUUCCACGCUGCGAGCGGCAACAAUCGGCGAUGGCGAUCGUGCAGGGAGGCCGGAGGCGACAGAGUGGUGCAGUGCCGCGAGGUCGCCGUGCAGGCAGGCAGUGGCGGAGCUAUGUUAUAAGCUACAAGCCAGGCAGGAGACGGUGUUGGUGGGCGGCGUCUAGCGCUGUGGCGACUCAAGGCAGACAACUUCGAGGUUAAGGGCGAGGGGAGCCGAUUUCGUUGAGUUUCCUUCAUUAGCGAUCAGAAUUGCGUAAUCUGAGUUUCCUUCAUUAGCGAUCAGAAUUGCGUAAUCCUAGGGGAUGCGAAACUGGUAGUUGGAAUAUUCCUCGUUGGUGGAGUAUGGUCAGCCAUUGAAAAUUGCUAGGUCCACACCAUUGGGCUAUUAGAUUAAUGAUGACUGUUAGAUUGAGAUAUAUGGGCCUAAUCGUCCGGUGCUGAUUGAUCUGUGUGGUGUUGUGUGUUUAAUUGCGGGGUGCACUUAAGAAAAUUUUUGUUUGAUUGUUUAA
Triticum dicoccoides is the source of this 1026-nucleotide messenger RNA. RefSeq lists its product as uncharacterized. The transcript is spliced from 6 exons. Bases 171 to 638 code for a protein of 155 amino acids. The record is from RefSeq and is a predicted model, not a curated record. Lineage: Eukaryota; Viridiplantae; Streptophyta; Magnoliopsida; Poales; Poaceae.